This is a messenger RNA of Bubalus bubalis (water buffalo), 4930 nucleotides long. It is a transcript of the gene ZNF311, whose product is annotated as zinc finger protein 311. Gene Ontology annotation, biological process: negative regulation of transcription by RNA polymerase II. Gene Ontology annotation, molecular function: DNA-binding transcription activator activity, RNA polymerase II-specific; RNA polymerase II cis-regulatory region sequence-specific DNA binding; DNA-binding transcription repressor activity, RNA polymerase II-specific. Gene Ontology annotation, cellular component: nucleus. Lineage: Eukaryota; Metazoa; Chordata; Mammalia; Artiodactyla; Bovidae. Bases 1872 to 3803 code for a protein of 643 amino acids. The record is from RefSeq and is a predicted model, not a curated record. The transcript is spliced from 6 exons.
AUUCCUUUAUUUUGUCAUUUCUAGAGGAGAAUAUCGGCAGGAAGGUCUGUGUCUCCAGCCAACGUGGGAUGGGACUGUAGCUGACGGGCUCCCAAGCUGCCACUGGGGUCUCCGAACCCACCGAGGGGCGGCUGGAAGGAGGCCGACACCGCCACCUGCUUCACUUAAAUCUUAAUAUUAAUACACCUCCUCCCAGGGGCCCGGAACGGCGGGCGGGGAUGGGGCGGGGCUUUGGGGCCAGGUUCCCCGGGAUCUGGAGUCCGCCGCGGAUUCCUGCCCCACCAGGGCUUUUUCCUCCGCCUCCCCCGCGCUCUUCUUGCUCUCAGCGGCCCCUUACUUUUUUUUUUUUUUUUUUUUUUUUUUCUCAUUUAUUUUCCUCCGCAGCAUCCAUUCGUGCGUUCUUUCAUUUGGCCAAUUUCUAGCUGAGAGACUGCUGGUGCAGGCACUGUUUUAAACGUUGGGAAUAGAUCAGUGAACAAAAUAGACAAAAAGUCCGUGCUCUCAAAAGCCUAGGAGUUUACAUUAUAGGGAAAGGAAGACCUACAAUAAACAAUGGAAAGUAUAUAAUUAACUUAUGCACCUUGUUGGAAAGUGCUGUAUAGGUGAAAGCAAGGCAUGUCGGGAUUGGAAGGAGGGGGUAGUCUGCAAUUUUAAAUAGGGCACCUAGAGUAGGUUUCCUAGGGAGGAUUACAUGCAAGCAAACAGUUGAAGGAGGCAAGAUUAUUCAUCUUGAGGAUAGCUUGAGGUAGAGGGAACAGCCAGUGCAAAGUCCCUAAAAUGGAACCGUGCCUAAAAAGGAAGAGAAAGAUCUGCGGGACUGAAGGGGGUUGAAUGGGGGGGAGAAUAGUAGGAGAAGUAAUAGCAACCCUGUAGACUUAUAUGCCACUGUAAGGACUUUAGCUUUUAUUUUGAAUGAACAGAGGCGAUGCAAUGAGAUUCUUUAGGGCCUUAUAUGCUACUCCUUAUUUUGAGUAAGAUAGACGCAUUGAGGGCUUUUAAGCAGAGAGCUGAAAUAAUCCAACUAAGUUUUAAAUAGCCCACUUUAUUGUAUUGAGAAAAGACAAGUAGAAGACAAAAGACAAGGACAGAAGCAGGAGACCAGUUUGAUGGCUAACACAAUACAGGUCAAGGCAGGCAAUGGUGGCUUGGGCCAAGAUGGUGGCAGGAGAAGUUGUAUUCUGGAUAUAUUAUCAUCUUCAAUUUGUUCCUCUUCUCCCUCAUCUCUCAUAGAUACUCCAGAUUCUCAGUGAUUCCUUCUUUUCACUUUGGUCACAUCCCUCUAUUCUCUCUUCCCUUCAUCAAAUAUACAGGAAAACAAGGUAUGGGAUCACCUCUAGCUUAUUACUGCUGAUAAACCCCACAUCUAGGGCAGUAUUGAUACAUCAAACCAAAAAGCAGCUGCCCUGUGGGUCAAGAGCAGUCUUUUGACUGGUCUCACCAAGGCUUAUAUCUCUGAAGGGAGGCUGAUAUCCACUGGAGCCACUUCAAAACUGGUUAUCUGGGCAAAGCCAGGAUUGACUUUAGGAGCUGGAUCCAACCAGCAGAGAAGAAACUCGGACAGUGUUAGAAGACUGGAAAAGAAAAGAAAGAAAGAAGACUGGAAAAGAAGACAUGCAGCAGGUAAAAAGAGGAGAAUCUGCAGUAUAUCACAAGGAGAAAGAAGAAGUGAGUCCAGGAAAGGAGGAAAGCGUUGGAAGUGUGGUGAGGUUGGAUUGACUGUGAGGAAGUUUUCUCCUUCAAAAUACUUUUUCUGGAUUACUUGGUGAUGUUUUUAAGUUAUAGAAUAAUUGGAUGCCAUUUCUGUUUUUCAUAAGAUCGUGGUAUCAGAUGAGAGUCCAGGAUCACCAAACCAGCUUUGCAUCACUGAUAGCAUGUUCCUACAGGAAAGAGCUCUACCAUUUCCUCAGUGCCCUGCCUUAGCCAGAGAUGGAAGCCAAGGAAACCUGCCAGGAGCAAAACAUACAGUGAUGAGCCAGCCUCAAGAGUCAGUGACAUUUGAGGAUGUAGCUGUGAACUUCAGUCAUGAGGAGUGGCAGUGUCUGACCCACGCUCAAAGACACCUCUAUAAAGAUGUGAUGUUGGAAAAUUAUGGGAACAUGGUGUCACUUGGAUUUUCAUUUUCUAAACCACCUUUGAUCUCCCGUCUGGAGCAAGGUGCAGAGCCCUAUGUUCAGGAUCGACAGGACUGGGAGUUCCUGAGCUGCUCCUAUCCAGUAUCAGCUGCCAAGACAUGGCCUGAGAGUGAGAAGGCAAGAUCAGAACAGGAGGUUUUUGAAAAUGGAGAAGUAUGCUGGGUGAAAUUUAAAAGUCUCCUAAAAGUUGUUUCCCAGGAUCCAGAGGUUGGAGAAGUUUGUGUACAAGAUGUCAAAUUAGAGAAUCAAUGGGAAAUGCCUGUGAGGGAGAAAUGGAGAGAAGAGAAAGAAAGCUGUGAUAAGGUAACUUUCAGGAAAGGAAAGAACCAGAAGGGACUUAUAAAACACUUCAGUCCAAACUCAGAAUGUAUUCUGUAUGGAGUUCUUACGGAAAAGAAACAGCAUGAAUGUACCCGAUGUGGCAAAAACUUCAGUUGGCAUUCUGACUUAAUUCUCCAUGAGCGAAUUCACUCUGGCGAGAAACCCUAUGUGUGUAAUGAGUGUGGGAAAGCAUUCAAGACCAAAAAUCAACUUUCCAUGCACCAGAUAAUCCACACAGGGGAGAAACCCUUUAACUGUACCCAGUGUGGGAAGGCCUUCAGUAGUAGAUCCGCUCUUUGCCGACAUAAAAAAACCCACAAUGGGGAGAAGCCACACCCGUGCAGUGACUGUGGGAAGGCCUUCAAGACCAGGUACUGUCUCAGGAUGCAUCAGAUCAUCCACACAGGAGAGAAGCCUUACGAAUGCAGUGACUGUGGGAAGGCCUUUCAGUUUAAGCAUUCCCUCAUCAUCCACAGCAGGAGCCACACUGGGGAGAAACCCUAUGCAUGUGAGGAGUGCGGGAAGGCUUUCAGCGGGAGUUCAGACCUCAUCAAACACACAAGAGUCCACACUGGGGAGCGACCUUAUGAGUGCAAUGAGUGUGGGAGGGCCUUCAGCUGGAGCUCAGACCUAAGCAAACACAGAAGACUCCACACUCAGGAGAAGCAUUGUGAGUGCCCUCAGUGUGGAAAAGCCUUCAGCAACGAGGCAGAGCUCACCAAACAUAGAAGAAUCCACACCAAAGAGAAGCCUUAUAAGUGUAAGGAGUGUGGGAAAACCUUUCAUCAUAACUGCAAAUGCCGGGCUCAUGAACGAGGACAUACUGGGGAGAAGCCCCAUCGAUGUGGUGAUUGCGGGAAAACUUUCCAAGAUCAACACUGCCUUACCAUCCAUCAAAGAAUCCACACUGGAGAGAAACCUUAUAAAUGUUCAGACUGUGGUCGAGCUUUCAGUGGGAAAUCAAACUUGACCAAUCAUCAAAGAAUCCACACUGGAGAGAAACCUUACAGGUGUGAGGUGUGUGGAAAGGUCUUUCAUCAGAGCUCAGUCCUGAGACAGCAUGAAAGAAUCCACACGGGUGAGAAGCCAUUUACCUGCCAUGAGUGUGGCACGUCUUUCCGUCAGAGCUCAGCCCUGAUUGGACACAAGCGAGUUCAUACUGGAGAGAAACCUUAUAUAUGUGACGAGUGUGGAAAAGCUUUCAGAGUGAGCUCAAAUCUUACUAGACAUAAGAAAAGAAAACAUAGAGUGUGGGAAACCCACAAACGUGGAGAGAGUGGGAAAUCUCUCUCUCCAGUAACUGGUUCUCAGACCUUUUCAUUCAUCAAUAUUUUGACCACCAACAACUGAGAGUAGUGAUUCUGGUGUUUACACUUUAUCAUUUCUUCUUCUACGUCUUAUACUGAUCACUCUUGUCUCCUGUGUUGGUUCUUCCUGGUUCCCUGACCCCUCUAAUUGUGAGAUCUCUCAAGCCUUUGUCCUUGACCUUCCCAUUCAGUGUUUCUUUGGUGAGCACAUUCACUUCCAAGAUUUUGUCUAUCAAUAAUAGUACUGUAAUACUACAUACUAGUGCCCUACACAUGCCAGGCACUAUUCUUUACAGUUUUAAAUAAUUUAAUCAUACAACGUCCCUGUGGGAUGAGGAAAUUGAAGCAUAAAAAAAUUAAGAAACCUGUCAUGGAUCCUGUAACUGGUAAAUUCUAAACAAAUGCCUGCUGAAUGCUCAGACUUCUCUGAGCAAUUUCUGUAAUCCUGUACCACAUUUCUUGAAUGUGAAGCUAUACCUCAGUUUAGCACAGAACAUUUUUUUGAUUCAUAAACAUUGAUUACUUUUAGUAAGUUUUUUUAUCUUUUUUGGCCACAGUUCUCAGUUCCCUGACCAAGAACCAACCCUGUGCCCCUUAAGUGGAAGUAAGGAGUCUUAACGACUAGACCACCAGGGAAGUUCCAGCAAAUUUUACAUUAAAGCUUAAAUGGUACUCUUCUAUAUAGAUUCAGAAUUUCUGAGAUUCAGCAGAGGAAGGAAGACAAGGCAAAGGCAGAUUUUUUUAAUUACAAAUAAAUAGAAGUCAAGUGUGAGCUUUCCAGGUGUCGCAGUGGUAAAGAAUCCGCCUGCCAAUGUAGGAGAUGCAAGAGAUGCAGGUUCAGGUCCUGGGUCAGGGCGAUGCCCUGGAGCACUACAUGGCAACCCACUCCAAUAUUCUUGCUUGGAAAAUUCCAUUGACAGAGGAGCCUGGUAAACUACAGUCCAUGGGGUUGCAAAGAGUUGGAUGUGACUGAGUACACACAGAGAAGUCAAGUGUACACAGCUCAAGUGGAAGUUUACAUAUGGAAAGAGCAUGAAGCCUGUCCCACUUUGUUAUAAAUGUACUAAAAGGUCUUCAAGGUGUUGAUUUCUUAAAUAUUUGUUUUAUCUAUCUGCAUGACAUAUGAAAUGCUCUUUCACAAGGAUUAAUAAAUGUAUAUCUUUUCAAGUC